AUGGGGAGCUUUCCUGGCCAUGCGCUCCCCGGGAGUUUCUUCCUGUGUGUGGGACUGUGGUGGGGGGUCAAGUCCUCACUUUGGCAUUUGACCCGGAAGAACAAAAGUUCAGGAUCCACCCGCCUCCCGUCCAGAGUGACCCAGAGGCGCCUGGAGAUAAUCGAGAGCUCUGUCAUCCUCUUCCUAUCUGUCGUAGGGAUGGUAGCAGAGCAGUUUGCUAACAGCGGUCCCCAGUUGCAGCUGUACGACGCAGAGAGACACUGGAAGGACCUGAUGAACUGGCAACACUGCACCAUGUACCUGUUCUUCGGUUUUGCGGCGGCUGUUUCGCUGAUUGUUCACAGCAGCGCAGCCGCCCCCCUCCCUCUGGAUAGACUCGUUCUCUGUCUGGCUUUCUUUAACGAAGGCUUCUUGUUCCUGUACCACCUUCACGGCAGGUCGCUCCUGGACGUGACGCUGCACCAGCUGCUGCUUUACCCCGUCUUCGCUCAGGCUCUUGUCGCUUUUCUGGAGGUUUUUCAUCGAGGAAACGUGAUUCUGGAACUGAUGCGAUCGGCUCUGACCGUCUUGCAGGGAUCGUGGUUCUGGCAGAUCGGGUCGGUGCUGUACCCCCCGUGGGGCCCUCACUGGGACCAGGACGACCACAGCUCUGUGAUGUUUGUGGUCAUGUGCUUCUCCUGGCACCUGAUGGUUUCUCUGCUCUGGACUGGAAUGAUCUAUGGCAUAGUUAACUGGGUGGUUCAGGCCAGACUAAAGAGGACGCCGCCGAUGGAGAUGGGACUUCUCUCCAAAACCAGGGAUCAGGAAUCUGAGGACGAAGCUUUCUGA
This is a messenger RNA of Knipowitschia caucasica, 828 nucleotides long. Lineage: Eukaryota; Metazoa; Chordata; Actinopteri; Gobiiformes; Gobiidae. The record is from the annotation of a GenBank genome assembly.